GACCCGCGAAGAGGUUGUGAUCACAUCAAGGACGUCAUGGAAUUUAAAUCUGGUAAAACGGUUUUUCUUCGGUGACGAUAAACAAAGUUGCGUGAAUUACAGUGCCUUAUUUCGUCCAAGACCAAGGAAAUAAAACAUAUAUAAUUAAACAUAAAACUUAUAUAAUUUUAUGAGUUUUGACAUUUGACAAUAUUAUAAAAAUGAACGAAAUGAAUGAUCGAACGGUCGAAAUGUGGAAAAACUUAAUAGAGUCGGGGAAAUUGCGAGAAGCAUCCACGUUUAUUCAGAUGGGCACUUGCUGUGUGCAAAACAAGAACAAGUUCAAUGAGAAUAUUUGUAAAUUGCUGUUAUACUUAUGUCGCACAGCUGACAAGUGUCGAACAGCAGAGAAACCAAACAGUGAAACUGGAAAGGAUAUAGCUGAAUUAACUAAAUUGCUGUGCUCGUUACUAACUAAUGUACCUGAUGGCAACAAGUUUAUCAAAAUUUUAUUUAAAAUUAUUCAUUGUACAAUCUCUUUAAAUCUGUAUGAGGAUGCAGCGAAAAUCUGUUAUUACCUGCAGCCUGGCAAUUUGUACAGUCCUCAAGAUGAUACUAUGAAUCAGCUGACAAAAGUAUUAUCCUUGUGGUAUAUUUUUGCUAAUAAUGUCUAUUUUGCUCGCAACAAAUCUUUAAAUGCAGAAGAAUUCAAUGAUUUAAAAAGUAUUAUAAAAUAUGAAAUAAAAGUGACUCAAAUUAUAUGUAAAAAUUAUACAAAGCAGUUGAUUACUAGGAUAAGCACAUAUUUUGAUAAAAUGACAACAGUUGACAAAGAGAAUAAGUAUUUUGACAACUUUUGUAAACAUAUAUUAGAAUGUUUAAAAGAAACUCAGUUAUACUUAGCCAAGGAUGAGAAAUAUGUAAUAUAUGAUCGUAUACUUUGUAUUAUGAGUCAUGUAAUAUGUAGGACUAUUGACAAGAUGAAUAUCGGAUGUACAGUGAAAAUGUCUAAUGAAUUAUUUAAUUAUUUCAAUGUUCUUUUAACAGAAGAUGAAGAAUGUUAUGAGUGCUUUCAACAACUUCAAAAGUUCUGUACAACACUUUUAGUGCCAAUAGAGAAUCUUAUGAGCAACAGUGCCAAAAAUAUGCAAGAUAUUAUUUCUUGUCAAUCAGACAUUGCACGAAAAUAUGGUUACACAGGAGGCCUUAAAGGGAAUGCAUUUAUUAUUGCAGAAAUAAUUGAACCCAUGUUUAAAUAUUGGGAAAUGUGCAUAGAAAGUGAUGAACAUGUGCUAAAGCAAUUGCUCGAUACUGGCGUCUUGUUGGAAGUGAUGAACUUUAUUCUACAAAUAGAUGCAGAUGAAUUUUAUAAUAAAAAAGCAUCAAUUGAAUGCAAAUGGUGCCAAAACAAAAUGUGUAUAGUUAAGAGGGACUUGUAUAAUGCUAUAAUAAUGAAAUAUAAAUGUAUUAGUUUAUUAUGUAAAUAUCGUGUGAAAGAUAUGCCAAAAAAAGUAUGUGUUAUUGCUAGGGAAACGUUAAAGCAAAAUGUCAAGUGGAUUACUUGUGAAAUGAAAAAAUGCAAAUGUAAACGCUGGAUACAUUUGUGGACUAUCUGUCGUACUUUAAUCUAUAAUACAAGCAUAUUAUCCGAACAUGAUUAUGAAGAGAGUACAAGUUUAUACUCCUUCUUAUGUGCUUCCAUCUUUGAAUUUCAAAAACUUGAACCAAACUCUGAGGAUGUCAAAAAUAUCGUUCCUCUUGCAUUACAUAAAUUAAGCGUUAUGCAUUAUAAUAAUAAUAUGUACAGUGAAGCCAUGACUGCAUCUGCAUUGUAUGCCUUGUUAACUUAUGAAUCAAAUAUGAAAGCUUUUCUCAUAUGGACGAGCAUUAAAAAACGUGUUUCUGAGAAAUAUAAACAAUUAACUAUGCUGGACUGUCUGAAAAAUGAUAGGUGCAAGAUAAAGAGCGAUAUAAGUUUAUCAAUUGAUCUUUCCAAAUAUGAUCUUGUAAAGUUAUGUUUAUAUGAAGCAAAAAGUUUACUAGAAGGAAGAAUAUCAUUUACCGAUGGUGUGUCAGCAGUUGUAGAUAAAAUUAAAAACUUAAAGCCAAGUAUUUGUCAAUAUGCCCAUGUAAUACAAUUACUAGGACAUUAUUUAUUAAUUUUUGAAUAUGACAGCUCUAUUCUGAAAUAUCACGAGCAAGUUAUAUCUGCUUUGAAGCAGAACAAAUUGAACUCUGUAGCUCAUUUGUGCUUGGAAGCCAACUUUAACUUUUUUAUAUUUGUGGAGGAAUUGCAUGCGAUGAAUAAGCAGACUCAACUGGAAAUGGAAAAUACAAAAUUUGCUCUUUGUGCUCCCAAGAUUCCAGAACUUGUCGAAGUCAAAUCGCCAAAUAUAGUUCCUGCCUAUACUAUGAUAAAUGUAAAAAAAGCUUCCAGCCUUGUAUUAAAUUUACAAAAAUGUUUAAAGAUAUGGAAGCAACUAUUUGACUAUGAUAUUAAUGAGAUUGUCAAGAAUUGGGAACCGACUCUCGUACUUCGUAUAUUGAUAACAGCGGGUGAAUAUUCUCGACUAUAUCGUUACGAAGAUUGUGAAGCUGAAGCAUGGACCUUAGCGUAUAAAUUAGCGACAGAAAUCGAUGAUUAUUGUUCAAUUAUUUAUGUUACAGGUCGUUGUAUUUCAUUGAGACAUAUUAAUUAUGAUUGGAUUGCCAUUGCUAAGGAGUAUGCUGUAAAGCACAAAGAUUCCGAAGAUAAAAAUGUAACUGCCGCUAUUGCUAUGUUUUGGAUAAGCUUAGCAGAUCUCUAUUUCGAAUGUAGAAAGUGUGAUGAUGCUAAACAAUUACUUACUGAAGCUAGAAGUCUACCAGGAAUUACAUUCUUUGACAGUACAGCUGUGUAUUUACUAAUCUUAAAUGUUAUUAUAUGCAACAGCAGUUUAUAUAAUGAUAAUAUGCAACACGAGGAGUACGGUUCAUACAUUGUGAACGGUCUGCUUACAUCAAGAUACUUAAAUCAAGAUCUAUUGGUGAAAAAAUGCAAAAGUCAGGCGAAUUACCUUUUCAGUUACGAUGUGAUUUUCACUACGGCAGUUAAUUUAUCCAUGAGAGUGAAUAGUUUAUUAUCUUUUCGUGGAAUUAGCCCGGACUUGGUGCAACAUUUAAAAUCAGCACAAAGUUUAGGUGCGGUGCUGCGUGUCGCCGAACUUCUAAAGUCACUGUGUUACAUCGAUCUAUCACGUUCUCAAUUAAAUGAUUGUGAAGUGAAGCUGCAAGGUCUUGAGCACAUGCUGGCCAUCGAGACGUUUCAAUCGUCGAUGAAUGUUAAGACAGAGAAGCACACGUCGUCCGCCUUCCAUCUCGCUGUGACUCCCACGAAGAACGUGGACGAUCCUGUCAGAGAUAUACCUCAGCUCAGCGCUUCGCCGGUACUCGGCAGACAAAUCUUCGAUUUGCCGACAUUCACGCUGCACAAAAAUUGCGAUUGCUACAUGUGCCACAAUGUAUCGUAUCAAUAUUUGGUGUUUGUCACCACCUACAUCAGAGCGCAACUGUACACUUUGCAGAAUCAAGUCACGAUUGCGCUUGAUCACUUCUAUGGUGCUUUUGAAAUAAGACAAAAAUUGUUCAAGGAGGAGAAGUCUGCUCUGUUUGAAAACUGGCCUGAUGAUGAAAUGAGCGUGAAGCGAUUUUCUUGGCAAACACGAUUCUACAUCAUCGAUUAUGUGUAUCUGUUGAUCGAUUUUAAUUAUUUUUUAAAAACAAAUGUAAUCCCGAGACAACAUGAUGCGUUGGAUAUCGCCAAUUUAGCCAUCGAUUUAGGUCAUAAAUAUAAAUUAGAAGGACAUCCCGUCUACAUAUCGGCUAGAGAAUUACUGAUGGACAAUGAUUUUCAGCCAUUGGAAUCUUCAGGCUGUUCAAAGUUUAUAGUCCCACAGCCAUAUAACAUUGAUGUAAGCAGCUACGCGGAAGUUCUGACCAACUCGAACGUUUGUGUUACACCAUCCGUUCAAAAUCGCGCCAAGAAACCACUUUCGAUUCGACGUAAAAAGACUCCAAGAGCUUUGAAGAUAACUAAAAUCAAUAUGAUUUGGAGCGACGAUGAAGAUGACGAUAGCUUAUCCCCACCAUUGAUCACACGUUCAACUAGAAAAUUCAAGUUGCAAGAUACAAAGUUAACGAGAAAAAAUUUGGAAAAAGACUUAUCCGAUGACGUUAAUCCAACGAAAGAUUCUGCACUGAAAAAAACAAAAUCAAAACAUGAUCUAAAUGAAAACGAAGAUGGUACACAGAGAAAAUUGAUGAAAGAUAUUAUGAGUGAAAUAUCGCCUUUAGUUCCAGAUAUAUCGCAGAAGUUGAUGGUUUUGUUAGACAAAUCAGAUGAACCUGCUACAAUGGAAAAUAUUGAUAAAUUAAUAGAGAAAGUGGAAAAUCUCAAGAUUAACUCAACCACAACAUCAAGAAGGAAGACUUUUAACGAUAAGACUAAAUUAACAGCUGUUGAUUAUAAUAAAAAUGUAAAUAGAGCCAUAGAGUUACUAAAAAAUUUAGAGAUAAACAAAAAGACAGAUGAGAAUAUCCAUCUUUUUACGCCAACAAAAGUCGAUAAACAAAUACAAGAUCAGAAGACUCCACAGCAUGAAAAGAAAUUUUUUAAACUUGGGUUGUUGAAACAACAUUUAGAAAAUGAAAAAUUAAAUAAAAUGCUCAAUACAAGAACAACAAGAUCUAGCAUUAGAAAAACUAAAGAGAAAGGGCUGUAGAGAGAGGAAGAAUAAAGAAGCAUUGCUAU
Nylanderia fulva is the source of this 4768-nucleotide messenger RNA. RefSeq lists its product as uncharacterized. The record is from RefSeq and is a predicted model, not a curated record. NCBI's taxonomy places the organism in Eukaryota, Metazoa, Arthropoda, Insecta, Hymenoptera, Formicidae.